Messenger RNA from Phanerochaete carnosa HHB-10118-sp, 1912 nucleotides. RefSeq lists its product as uncharacterized. Gene Ontology annotation, biological process: glutathione metabolic process. Gene Ontology annotation, molecular function: 5-oxoprolinase (ATP-hydrolyzing) activity. Bases 45 to 1811 code for a protein of 588 amino acids. The record is from RefSeq and is a predicted model, not a curated record. NCBI's taxonomy places the organism in Eukaryota, Fungi, Basidiomycota, Agaricomycetes, Polyporales, Phanerochaetaceae. The transcript has 10 exons. Gene Ontology annotation, cellular component: cytosol.
UAUCCUGCGCGCACGACAUCUCUGUCGCAAAAUUGCACAGCACAAUGGCAGCUAUCAAAUCUGGAAGUGGUGGCCCCGACCCUAUCCUCUUGACCCUCUUCGCGAACCGCUUCAUGAGUGUCGCGGAGGCCAUGGGCAGGUCACUCCAGCAGACAGCUAUCAGCACAAACAUCAAGGAGCGUCUGGAUUUCUCCUGCGCACUGUUUGCCCCAGAUGGCGAUUUGGUCGCGAAUGCGCCAUUCAUCCCGAUUCACCUGGGAUCUAUGAGUUUCGCGGUCAAGUACCAGAUGAAACUGCACAAGGACGACCUGAAGCCUGGAGAUGUGCUCAUGGCAAAUUCCCCACAUGCUGGAGGCUCACACCUUCCAGACAUCACAAUCAUCAGUCCUGUCUUUGAUGAAGAGUCCAAAGAAAUUAUCUUCUUCACUGCCUCCCGUGGACACCACGCCGACAUCGGCGGGAUUCUUCCCGGAUCCAUGCCUCCAACAUCGACGAAUAUCUUUGAAGAGGGGGCACACAUUCAUAGCUUUAAGAUUGUUAGGGAGGGCAUGUUCGAUCGCGAAGGGCUGGUGAAGUACAUGGUAGAUGAACCGGCAAAGUACCCCGGUAGUUCGGGGUGCAGAAACUUCAAGGAUGUGGAAAGUGACCUCAAAGCUCAAAUCGCUGCGAAUCACAAGGGCGUCCAACUUAUCAAAGCGAUUGUUUACGAUUAUGGCCUGAAAACCGUCCAGGAAUACAUGUACCACAUACGAAACAACGCAGAGUUUUCUGUAAGAAAUCUGUUAAAGGACGUCGUGAAGCGCGCCGGAUCCAACAUCCUCGAAGCUGUCGAUUACCUUGAUGACGGUUCACCUAUACAACUCAGAGUCGAGAUCGACGAGAAAGAGGGCUCAGCACACCUCGACUUCACGGGCACCGGCUGCGAAGUUCGCGGGAAUUUGAACGCUCCUAUCUCUGUCGUCCACUCUGCAGUCAUCUAUUGCAUGCGCUCGAUGCUCGACAUGGACAUUCCGCUCAAUGCUGGGUGUCUUGUCCCCUUGACCAUCAAAAUUCCUCAAGGCUCGCUCCUUUCGCCAUCGCCGACGGCCGCAGUCUGUGGUGGGAACGUCCUUACGUCACAACGGAUCGUCGACGUCGUGCUCAAGGCCUUCCACGCUUGUGCCGCGAGCCAAGGGUGCACCAACAACCUGACGUUCGGCGCCGGCGGCAAGGACAAGGACGGAACCAACGUCUCUGGGUGGGGCUACUACGAAACCAUCGCGGGCGGCUCGGGCGCGGGUCCCAGCUGGCACGGCACGUCGGGCGUGCACACGCACAUCACGAACACGCGCAUCGGCGACGUCGAGAUCCUCGAGCGGCGGUACCCGGUCAUGAUCCACCGCUUCGGCCUCCGGGAGGGCUCCGGCGGCAAGGGCAAGUUCAGCGGCGGCGACGGCGUCGUGCGCGAGAUCGAGUUCACGGAGCCGCUGCAGGUGUCGAUCCUGUCCGAGCGCCGCACGCGCCAGCCGUACGGCAUGGAGGGCGGCGAGCCGGGCGCGAUGGGGCACAACACCUGGGUGAAGCAGCCGCGCAAGGAGGACGGCGACCUUGAUGAGAACACGCCGCCGACCCCGAGGAAGGUCAACAUCGGCGGCAAGGCGACGGUGUUUAUGGGCAAGGGCGACCUGCUGCUCAUCGAGACGCCCGGCGCGGGUGCAUGGGGCGCGGCCGAGGGCGACCCGCAAGACCACGAGCAUAACCAUUCGCACGUACGUGCCUGGGCAGCCCGCGGAAGCUUGGCGGAGCGCGAGCGUGCGCAGGCCGGGUUCUAGUUUGCAUGUAUGCGGUCGAAGACAUCAAAGAUGGAGUGUACUGGUAAUAGUUUGGAUUAGGAAGCAAAUGUACCGUCGUGCGCAAUCAAACGGAUUUAAAC